Messenger RNA from Salvia hispanica, 2056 nucleotides. RefSeq names its product aberrant root formation protein (gene ALF4). Gene Ontology annotation, molecular function: ubiquitin-protein transferase inhibitor activity. Lineage: Eukaryota; Viridiplantae; Streptophyta; Magnoliopsida; Lamiales; Lamiaceae. Gene Ontology annotation, cellular component: cytoplasm. The record is from RefSeq and is a predicted model, not a curated record.
CUUGGAUCUAUUUUGUGUGGGAUUAGCCCAAUCAAUUCUCUCUCUCUUGAUAACUUCGCCGACUGAUACUGAUUACUGAAAGCUCCGAUGGACUCUGUGCUCACCACUCUCCAUCAGACCCUAGCUUCAUGCGCCAAGCUGAUCGUAGCUGGUGAUUACGCCACUUCUGAGCAAUCGAUUGCAGAACUCGUAAAAAACCUCAAUGCAAUCUCCGAGUCGCUGAUAGCAGAAGAGCCUCAGUAUUCGCAAGAGUUGGCGGUUGAAAUUAUCACUCAAAUUCAUCAAUACGUCGCCACUCCUGCGCUUGGACAGGAGAUCAUCGAUGCGUUAGCUUUUGAGUUGCCCAAGGCUGUGGCGCGGUUUGCUUGUGUAUCUGAUAGGUGUUUGGAGGUCGCAGAAGGCGUAGUUGAUUUGUUCGUAGAGAGAUGUAGUCCACGAGAGAUGCUUUCGAUUUUAUUGGAGGCAAUAUCUUCUCUAAGCGAUCCAUUCAUGCUUCCUGAUUGCUUCAUACCUCUUCUUACGGGGCUCGCAAAAGUUAUCGUAUUGAUCCAGAGGCGGCUCUAUGAACAAGUAAAACACGCAGUUCCAAUCAUUCUUAAUGUUUUGACAACCUUGUGCUUGAAGUCCGAUGACGAAGAUACAGAUUAUGAGAAAUUGUUUAAUAGAACAACUGGCAUUGCCAGCUCUAUAAGAACAAUCAGUGUAAAGUUGGAAGGCGAGGACAACAGGAAACUGAACGCUUUGUUAGGCCUAUAUGUCUUGCAGAUCAUGGCUCUUGUUUCACAUGGAAUGGCAAGUGACAAGUUGAGAUGUCGUCUCGUGGUGCUGCAAUUGUCUGACUUCCUUCCCCAUUGUGAUUUGUCUUAUAUUGGUCUGGUAACAGGAUGUGAAGUUGAUAUGAUCUCUAAACUAGUUAUUGGAGAUUAUAGUGAAGUUGGCGUGGAUUGCUUUUCUCAAGUGAAGCUUGGAGCGGCACUAGCUGUGAUUUGGGGCUUUGGGGAUGGUGAGAUUGCUUUUGCUGCCAAAGCUGAUAUGACCUCUGUCUUAAUGGAACUCAAAGGUAACUGGACUAGAAGAUGGGAGGCAGUAGGCAUGUUAAAGUACCUAUUCUCAUAUGCCAAUAUGCCAUGGGGAUUGAAGUGGGAUGGUAUCAGCUUCAUUGCAUGUAUCAUGGAUGGCGUCAUGUCGAAUACAAACAAUGAAUUUGUGGACUACUCCUUACAUAUGCCAACUAUGUAUACCAGCUUGCAGGUUGUCACAAUGGUUAUCAUGUAUACUCCAGAGACUGAACUAAGAAAGAAAGCAUUUCUAACAUUUAAGAAGAUGCUUGCAGACAUCCCAACUCCUUGGAGAUUUGAUGUCUUAAUGGCUUUGAUCAAGAAUAGCAACUCUCCUUCUAUGAUUGGAAUACUUAUAGAUUGUGUGAGAGAGGAAAUGCGAUUGGAAUUGGUGAAAAGAAAUGCAUCAGUGGAUACCCUCCCAAAUAGCGAAGUCAGUCAAUCCACAUCGCUUUGGAACCCAUCUGUGCUACAAUUGGUUGAAAUGGUUCUCAGGCCUCCAGAGGGUGGACCUCCAUCCCUUCCCGAGGACAGUGACGCAGUUUUGUCAGCUCUCAAUCUCUAUAGAUUUAUACUGAUCACUGAAUCAACAGGAAAUUCUAACAGUAGUGGAAUAUUAGCCAAGGAGAAAUUGCAGAAAGUAUACAAGGAAUGGCUUCUCCCGUUACGUGUAUUGGUGAGUGGAACCAUGGCUCGAAGCAUGAAAGAAUCUGAUGAUUCUAUGUGUGCACUCAACCCAGUGGAGUUGGUUCUCUACCGUUGCAUCGAACUCGUUGAAGAGAAGCUCAAACAUUUGUAACUUGUGGCAGAUGUUAGUUGUUCAUUCCAGGCAUGGCACGUUUGUCUUUUAACUAUAAUCAUAUCUUAUUGUGAGAUCCAUUGCUUUUAAUAUUGUAAGAAUAGCGUUUAGUUUGGCUUUUUUAAAAUGCUUCAAAAACAUUUGACUUGGUUGUACAUUAUUUGCUGAAAUUCAAACUUUUAUAAUCUGUUCUGUAACA